Hypomesus transpacificus is the source of this 1699-nucleotide messenger RNA. It is a transcript of the gene ap1m2, whose product is annotated as adaptor related protein complex 1 subunit mu 2. Lineage: Eukaryota; Metazoa; Chordata; Actinopteri; Osmeriformes; Osmeridae. Gene Ontology annotation, cellular component: clathrin adaptor complex; clathrin-coated vesicle. Gene Ontology annotation, molecular function: clathrin-cargo adaptor activity. The transcript has 12 exons. Bases 174 to 1448 code for a protein of 424 amino acids. The record is from RefSeq and is a predicted model, not a curated record. Gene Ontology annotation, biological process: intracellular protein transport; vesicle-mediated transport.
ACCUGUAACCAGUGACGUCGACACAUUCAGGAAAAGGAACGGUGGAGCCAAUGCACCAUUAAAGAAAUACCCUUCAUUUGGAAAACUUUAAUGGCGAAUAAAUGCGUUGGUUUCACUUAUUUUAGUAUUUGGAUACUUUAAGAAUAUAUGCUCAGUAUUUUGGUAAAUAAAUAAUGUCGGCUUCUGCUAUAUUUGUAUUGGACUUAAAAGGAAAGGUGUUGAUAUGUCGGAACUACAAAGGCGAUGUGGACAUGUCAGAGAUCGAUCACUUCCUGCCCCUGCUAAUGCAACAAGAAGAGGAUGGUCUUAUCUGUCCAAUCAUGUCCCAUGGAAGAGUCCACUUCAUGUGGAUCAAACACAGCAACCUGUACUUGGUAGCAACUACAAACAAGAACUCGAAUGCUUCCCUGGUCUAUUCCUUUCUUUAUAAAUUAGUUGAGGUCUUCACAGAGUACUUUAAAGAACUGGAGGAAGAGAGUAUUCAAGACAACUUUGUGGUGGUGUAUGAGCUGCUGGAUGAACUGAUGGACUUUGGCUUUCCCCAGACCACUGACAGCAAGAUCCUGCAGGAGUACAUCACACAGGAGGGCAACAAACUGGAGGUGACCAAGACCAAGGUCCCCACCACUGUCACCAACGCCGUCUCCUGGAGGUCAGAGGGCAUCAAGUACAAAAAGAAUGAGAUCUUUAUUGACGUCAUCGAGUCUAUUAACGUACUGGUGAAUGCUAACGGCAGUGUGAUGAGCAGUGACAUCGUGGGCAGUAUCAAGUUGAAGACCAUGCUGUCUGGCAUGCCUGAGCUAAGACUGGGGCUCAAUGACCGGGUGCUCUUUGCCCUCACUGGCCGUGACAAGGGGAAGACGGUGGUCAUGGAGGACGUCAAGUUCCAUCAGUGCGUGCGUCUCUCGCGCUUCGAGAGCGACCGCACCAUCUCCUUCAUCCCCCCGGACGGAGAGUCCGAGCUCAUGUCCUACCGCCUCAACACGCACGUGAAGCCACUGAUAUGGAUCGAGUCUGUCAUAGAGAAGUUCUCCCACAGCAGAGUGGAAAUCAUGGUCAAGGCGAAAGGUCAGUUUAAGAAGCAGUCCGUGGCUAACAAUGUGGAGGUGCGGGUACCUGUGCCUAGUGAUGCCGACUCCCCCAAGUUCAAGACCAGCACGGGCAGCGCCAAAUACGUCCCCGAGAAGAACCUGGUGAUCUGGACCAUCAAGUCCUUCCCUGGAGGAAAGGAGUUCUUGAUGAGGGCUCACUUUGGCCUCCCCAGUGUGGAGAACAAUGAGAUGGAGGGCAGGCCUCCCAUCACAGUCAACUUUGAGAUCCCCUACUUCACAGUGUCAGGGAUACAGGUGCGGUACAUGAAGAUCAUAGAGAAAAGUGGCUACCAGGCAUUGCCCUGGGUCAGGUAUAUCACUCAAAGUGGAGAUUACCAACUACGGACUAACACCUAAAAUGAGAAUGAACCCCUCCUUGCUACCAGAGAUAACUGCUAAACGAUCAAUUGAGAUGCACACUUAAAAUAAUGUCUGAAUUUAUUUCAUAUCUACCUAUUUGGUUUGCCAUCAUGUCAAUUGAUUGCUUUAAUCGUGUGAUUAUUUGUAAUGUACCUAAUAGUAAAAUAAUGUUAUAGAUUUUAAAUCCUUCUUCGUGUGUGUAGAUUAUCGAAGCUGUUCGUAUUAAAAUAAUUGUAUGAUUCCAAAAA